Vitis vinifera (wine grape) is the source of this 3644-nucleotide messenger RNA. RefSeq names its product probable alpha-mannosidase At5g13980. The transcript has 29 exons. The coding region runs from base 262 to 3396 and encodes 1044 amino acids. The record is from RefSeq and is a predicted model, not a curated record. Gene Ontology annotation, molecular function: carbohydrate binding; alpha-mannosidase activity. Lineage: Eukaryota; Viridiplantae; Streptophyta; Magnoliopsida; Vitales; Vitaceae. Gene Ontology annotation, biological process: mannose metabolic process.
UGGUUAGCUGUUUUGACUAAACGGCUCAAAUCGGAAGAAAACCCAAACUCGGUAUUUCCAUUGCAGGGUCAACAACACUGAACCUGUGGGGGCUUCCAUGGAGUGGAGACUCAGAAGCUGAACUGAGAGACAAAACCGCGCGCAGACACCUGUACAGCUCUACUGCAUACAGGUGCGGAGCUUUUAUGACUGAUCUCUGAAAAGCGAAACAAGGCUCGGUUGUCUAUCGAAUCGGUUGAAGCUCCUCGACUUGCAUCGUCAAUGGAGAUUUCUCUGUUCUUCGUGCUGCUUUUGGCGGGAAUUUUUCAUGCGGAGUCGAAGUUUAUGGUGUACGAUACUUCGCCGAGGCUGGUUCCCGGGAAAAUUAACGUGCAUUUGGUUGCUCACACUCACGACGAUGUUGGUUGGUUGAAGACGGUUGAUCAGUACUACGUCGGUUCUAACAAUUCUAUUCAGGGAGCAUGUGUGGAAAAUGUGUUGGAUUCUAUGGUUACAGCGUUGUUGGCUGACAAGAAUAGGAAAUUCAUUUAUGUCGAACAGGCAUUUUUCCAGCGAUGGUGGAGAGAUCAGAGCGAGACAGUUCAGGGUAUUGUUAAGCAGCUGGUUCGCUCGGGUCAACUGGAGUUCAUACUGAAUGUGGGGAUUAUUUGGACUGGUUUCCUUUUUGUUUGGGAUUGCAGAAAUGGGGGUAUGUGCAUGCAUGAUGAGGCAGCAACACAUUACAUUGAUAUGGUUGAUCAGACAACACUUGGGCAUCGAUUUCUCAAAAAGGAAUUUGGGGUGACUCCUAGAAUUGGUUGGCAAAUUGACCCAUUUGGACAUUCUGCUGUGCAGGCUUACUUGUUGGGAGCAGAAGUUGGAUUUGAUGCUCUUUACUUUGGCCGGAUUGAUUACCAAGAUAGGGACAAGCGUAAAGGCGAGAAGAGUCUUGAAGUUGUUUGGCGAGCUUCUAGGAAUUUUGAUGCAUCUGCACAGAUUUUUGCUGGUGCAUUCCCUGAGAAUUAUGAGCCUCCCCCUGGUGGUUUCUAUUUUGAAGUUAAUGAUGAUUCCCCUAUUGUUCAAGAUGACAUAAAUCUGUUUGAUUAUAAUGUUCAAGAUCGAGUGAAUGACUUUGUGGCUGCUGCAGUAUCACAGGCUAACAUAACUCGUACAAAUCAUAUAAUGUGGACCAUGGGAACAGAUUUCAAGUAUCAAUAUGCACACACUUGGUUCCGUCAGAUGGACAAGCUCAUUCAUUAUGUCAACAAGGAUGGGCGUGUGAAUGCACUCUACUCAACCCCAUCCAUAUAUACUGAUGCAAAAUUUGCCACCAACGAAUCCUGGCCAAUCAAGACUGAUGACUUCUUCCCAUAUGCAGAUAGUGCAAAUGCGUACUGGACAGGAUACUUUACAAGUAGACCAGCCAUCAAGCGCUAUGUCAGAAUGAUGAGUGGCUACUAUUUGGCAGCGAGGCAACUAGAGUUUUUCAAAGGGAGGAGUGAUUCAGGGCCCACUACUGAUGCACUGGCAGAUGCUUUAGCAAUUGCUCAGCACCAUGAUGCAGUUACUGGUACAGAAAAGCAACAUGUGGCCAGUGAUUAUGCAAAGCGUCUGUCAAUGGGCUAUGACAAGGCUGAAGAGUUAGUUGCAGCUUCACUUGCUUGUUUGGCUGAAUCAAUGCCAAGUGCUGGAUGUGGAAACCCAACUACUAAGUUUCAACAGUGUGCGCUUCUUAAUAUAAGUUACUGUCCUCCAUCGGAGAUUGAUCUUUCACAUGGGAAAAAGUUGAUUGUUGUUGUCUACAAUUCUCUUGGAUGGAAGAGAGAUGAUGUAAUUCGAAUUCCUGUCAUCAAUGAGGAUGUUACUGUUCAUGAUUCUAAUGGGAAAAUGAUCGAAUCACAGAUUCUUCCUCUAGUUAAUGCCCAUGUGGGCAUGAGAAACUACUAUGUUAAGGCAUACUUGGGUAAAACCCCAAGUGAGGCACCUAAGUAUUGGCUUGCAUUUUCAGCAUCUGUGCCACCUCUUGGUUUCAGCACUUAUACCAUCUCAAGGGCUGAAAGAACAGCUUCUACUUUGACCACAUCAUCUGUAUUUACACCUCGAGCAAUGGAAACCUCUACUGUUGAAGUUGGUCAAGGGAAUUUAAGGCUUACUUUUUCAGCAGAUGUAGGAAAAAUGACACAUUAUACUAAUAGUAGAAGCUUGGUCAAAGAACCUGUCCAACUGUCAUACAGUUUUUACACUGGAAAUGAUGGAAGUGAUAAAGAUCCUCAGGCCUCUGGAGCAUAUAUCUUCCGUCCUAAUCGUACAUUUGUUAUAAAGCCUGAAGAAGAGUUGCAGAGUCCUUUGACUGUUAUGCGUGGACCGCUACUGGAUGAAGUACAUCAGCGGAUUAAUCCAUGGAUAUAUCAGGUCACCAGACUUUACAAGGGCAAGGAGCAUGCUGAAGUCGAGUUUGCAGUUGGACCUAUACCUAUAGAUGAUGGAAUUGGGAAAGAAGUUGCAACUCAAAUUACAACUACGAUGGCAACCAACAAAACAUUCUAUACAGAUUCCAAUGGACGGGAUUUUAUCAAAAGGAUUCGUGACUACAGAACAGACUGGGACCUGAAAGUGAACCAACCUGUUGCUGGAAAUUAUUACCCAAUCAAUCUUGGAAUAUACAUACAAGAUGAUAAAACAGAGCUUUCAGUUUUAGUGGAUCGAUCUGUGGGUGGAUCCAGCAUCGCGGAUGGACAAAUAGAGCUGAUGCUCCACAGGAGACUGCUACAUGAUGAUUCUAAAGGCGUUGCAGAAGCUCUUAAUGAAACAGUCUGUAUCCAUGAUAAAUGCACUGGACUAACAAUCCAAGGAAAAUUUUAUUUCAGAAUCGACCCCCUAGGGGAGGGUGCUAAGUGGCGUCGUUCAGCUGGCCAAGAGAUAUAUUCUCCAUUUCUGUUAGCCUUCACUGAAGAGGAUGGAGAUAACUGGAUGAGUUCUCAUGUACCCACAUUUUCAGGAAUUGAUCCCUCCUACAGUUUGCCUGAUAAUGUUGCUCUUAUAACUCUCCAGGAGCUUGAUGAUGGAAAAGUUCUCCUUCGGUUAGCACAUUUAUUUGAGAUUGGGGAGGACAAAGAUCUUUCUGUAAUGUCCAGUGUAGAACUGAAAAAGCUGUUCCCUGGCAAGAAGAUUAGCAAAGUGACAGAAAUGAGCUUAUCUGCCAAUCAAGAACGAGAAGAAAUGGAGCAAAAGAGACUGGUUUGGAAAGUCGAGGGCUCCCCUGAAAAAGAACCUGAGUUGGCAAGGGGAAGACCGGUUAAUCCUACGAACCUGGUCGUGGAACUAGCUCCAAUGGAAAUCCGCACCUUUGUUAUUGAAAUCGGUUCCUUGCCUCUCAGGAAGUCGCAGAUGCCUGAAGACGGGAGAUAUGCUGCAUAAGAUCCUAGCGAAUUUGAGAAAGGGCCCGUGCCUCUUUGCGCUCAUAAUUUCAUCUGAGCUUCCCCCCAGUUGUAUUUUGAACUUCUGGCAUAGUUCCUGAAAUAACUCUAUAUCGUAUGACAAUUAUCCAUGAACGUAGAUGACUUAUCAUGUUGGGAGGUUCCACUUCCAUGUAAAUAUGAUGCAACCGAAUUAUCUUGUGCUUGCAUUCUCCACAUGGAAAUGAAUUAUGUUGUGUGCUCGACAAA